This is a messenger RNA of Ipomoea triloba (trilobed morning glory), 809 nucleotides long. RefSeq names its product lipid transfer protein EARLI 1-like. The transcript has a single exon. Bases 71 to 640 code for a protein of 189 amino acids. NCBI's taxonomy places the organism in Eukaryota, Viridiplantae, Streptophyta, Magnoliopsida, Solanales, Convolvulaceae. The record is from RefSeq and is a predicted model, not a curated record.
UACAUACACUCUUCAUCCAACAUACAAGCAAAAAGAAAUUACAUAUAAUAUUCUCUAUAAUUCCUUGAGCAUGGCCUCCCAAUUCCAAGCCCUAGCCAUCCUCUUACUUUCCCUCAACAUUGCCUUCUUUUACCAUGUAAGUUGUUAUCAACCUACCUCAGCGCCUACCACAGGCGGCGAUGGUAACCCUACUACCCCACCAGUCGUCUCACCUACUAAGAACGGCGGUGGUAAUCCUACAACCCCACCAGUCGUCUCACCUCCUAAAAACGGCGGUGGUAACCCUACUACCCCACCAGUCGUCUCACCUCCUAAGAAUGGCGGUGGUAAUCCUACUACCCCACCUGUCGUCUCACCUCCUAGCAACGGCGGUGCGACAUGCCCAAGUGACAGAGCACCAAGAGUGAGCGUAUGUGUUGGCCUACUAGAUUUGCUGAAUGUUUCACUAAGCCUUCCUCCCAUUUUUGACCCAAGUCCUUGCUGCAGCCUCAUUAAUGGACUUGUUAAUCUGGAGGCCACCGCUUGUCUUUGCGCAGCAGUUCAACUCGAUGCUCUCAACAUCGUCAACCUUGACAUUGUUCUCGGUGUUGCUCUCCAACUUUGUGGACUACAGAGGCCUCCUAUUGCUAUCACAUGCUAAUUAAACACUAAACACGUACUGCACGUUUCGUUCCAUCAUAUCUAUACAACGUAAACAAAUCUAUGGAAGAAUAUAUAUAUACAUAUAUGUACUCAAUCAAAUAUGAACCUAAAUAAAUUACGUGCAGUGUAUCAUCUAUCGUUAUCACAAUAUACAUCAUAUCAAUGAA